AUGGCUCGUACCAAACAAACCGCUCGUAAAUCUACUGGUGGAAAAGCUCCUCGAAAGCAGUUGGCUACUAAAGCAGCCCGUAAAUCCGCCCCAUCUACUGGUGGUGUAAAGAAACCUCAUCGCUACAGACCUGGUACCGUCGCGCUUCGCGAGAUCCGUCGUUAUCAAAAGUCAACCGAGUUGUUAAUUAGAAAGCUGCCGUUCCAGCGCCUUGUACGUGAAAUCGCACAAGAUUUUAAAACUGAUCUGCGCUUCCAAAGUGCUGCCGUUGGGGCACUGCAAGAAGCCUCCGAAGCCUACCUGGUGGGCCUUUUUGAAGAUACCAACUUGUGCGCGAUCCACGCCAAACGCGUUACCAUUAUGCCAAAGGACAUCCAGUUGGCUCGUCGUAUCCGUGGAGAAAGGGCUUAA
Messenger RNA from Mesocestoides corti, 411 nucleotides. NCBI's taxonomy places the organism in Eukaryota, Metazoa, Platyhelminthes, Cestoda, Cyclophyllidea, Mesocestoididae. The record is from the annotation of a GenBank genome assembly.